Messenger RNA from Toxorhynchites rutilus septentrionalis, 8692 nucleotides. RefSeq names its product cilia- and flagella-associated protein 298. Bases 50 to 925 code for a protein of 291 amino acids. The transcript has 4 exons. The record is from RefSeq and is a predicted model, not a curated record. Gene Ontology annotation, biological process: regulation of cilium movement. Lineage: Eukaryota; Metazoa; Arthropoda; Insecta; Diptera; Culicidae.
AACCGUGUUUGUCGUGAUACGUAAAACAAAGUAACUCUCGAGAAAAAAAAUGGUUUUAUUACACGUGAAACGGGGUGAUGAAAAUCAGUUUUUAUACGAGACUAAUCUUUCCAUAGCUGUAAAAGAUCUCACCGCUCAACUAGUAACCAUCUACAAUGGACGAUUGAAAGUUAGUCGCGUUUGUGCAGAAAUGGAGGAAUUAUCCAAACAUGGUAUCAUGCUGCCACCGGAAAUGUUAGGACUUACUGACGAACAGGUAGAGGAGCUUCAUUUGGUUGACGAAUGGGGAGAAAAAUGUGUCCCGUCUGGAGGUUGGGUGUCAAACCCAGACCCGGUGGGGCGCCGAAAUGGUCGCCAGCCGCAAGAAAAGAUGCAGGAGGUCCUGGAGAAAGCAAUAGCAGACGCUAAGCAGCUUGUAUCGAAAAAGCGGAUGGAUCAUGGACAAAUCAUGCAACAGAGAAUAGUUCAAGAUGCUCUGGACUUGUUACGAGGGGCAACAAUGAUUGUUUAUCCAAUGCAACUGCCGCCGCACGAUCCGAUAAGAAUGGAGUUUACAAACACUGAAGAUCUCUCAGGGACACAGGCUUCUCUUGAUGUGAUUGAGCCAUCCAAAGCUCAGUUAUGGUUCGCUGGGAAACAAAUGCUUCCCGAGUGCAAACUUGGCGAUAUAAUUGGAAACAACGAGAAAACAAAAAUUAUCAUAAAACUCACCAAAAUUAACGAAGGAGCGCCCGGCAGAGAGCCCGUUGUUUCGGAAGAGGCUCGAAAACAAAUGAUGUUGCAUGCUUACCGUCGACAGGAGGAACUCAAGAAACUUGAGCAAGACGAUGACGACCAGUAUCUCAACUCCUCCUGGUCCGAUAGCCGCAGUUUAAAAUGUCAAGUGCACGGUUUGGCUGAUGUUAAGUUUAAAUUUACUAAGUAAGGAACAGAUUUUCUUGUGAUAACACAAAUACAGCAUAUAUAAAUUAAACACAAACGGAAUAUGUUUGUCAGUCCAGCAUGCGCGAUAAUUUUUAAAUGGGAGGCUACACUUUAAAUAUCUAUGAAAUAUGAUUUUUAAUUAUCCGAAUGUAAGCUUUGAACUAUUGUAUUCUAAUAUGCACAAAGUGACAACAGACUAGGAGCGUCUAGCCGCAAUACAAAUGAAAUGACUCGUCUAAAUCGAAAGUUACAAAAAGAAACAAACUUACAUCAGGUUUGAAUAAUGAAUAGCGUUACAUGAUUAUACUAUUCACUCAAUCCACGUGGCAAUUUAACAUAUAAUAAACGACCAUCUGCUUUGUGCGUUUUAAAUCUCACCAAUUGAACAAGAACGAUAAGUGCGAAACUUCGAUCAACAAAAAAAGUAGCUCGAGUAAGACAUGACACUUGCGUUUCUGGAUUGGAAAUCUGUAAGUGCCAAUCAUUGUGUCAUUGAAUUGUCUUUUGUAAAUGCUCUCGCGAAUUCAUUCCCUAGCUUUGAUUACAUCUCCAACGCGUUAGUAAAUUAUGUCGGCUUUACACAGAGAAACACAUGAAUUUGGUAUCGGACACUCUACAGGAUAUACUCGUAUAUUAUAGGUUGAGAAUGGCAGUCAUUUGAGGCAAAGUGUACUGAAGACGAUUUGAUAAUGGAUAUACAUUUCAAGUCAACAAAAUAACUUGAAGAUAAAAUGUUUCAAAACAGUACAUAUACAUUAUUUUGAUAUGAAGUACCUUUUAAGUGAGUUUCUAAUUUUCGAUGUAGAAAAAGGAUUGAGUUUGAGUUAUUUCAAUUUUUGUAAUUUUUGGGUUUCAUCCUUCAUUUAAGACAGAAUAUAAAAAAAAACUUCACAAAGAGGAUAAAUUGUUUGUAAUAAUGAAACACACACCAAACUUUUGUACUGCUUCCCGCAUUAUUUCAGUCGUUGCCUAUUCGAGCUCAAUCGCGUUAGGUUUAUGAAGAAUAAGAAUGCUUUUUCUCUCACUUUGUAAUUCGAUGUGAUUUUCUUCGUGUUAAGCGUAACAGGAAACAGGAAAUCGUGGUUCAUUCGAGGUAAAGUUUGAGAUAAGGUUGCGGAACAUUUCAGGAUGGAAGCUUUAAAAUUCGUUUAGUAUAUAGAGGAACUGCAACAUAUUUGUGUUGUAAUAGAAGAUAUAUAAGCAGAAUACGACGAACAAACAUAAUGAUAAGGUGUUGCUUACCUAGAUCCUCUGAAAAAUUCGUUACAGUACAAGAUUUUAGAAAAUAAAAACUAGAACAGCAAGAUGUAUAUGGAGCAGAAUAAUGAUUUCGUUUGUUGCACACCCAUAUAACGAUUAAGUGAAAAUAUUAUUUAUUUAUAACAGUAUAUUUAUCUAUUAGAAGCGGAUUGUUUUUUGAUCUAAAUGUCUUGUAAACGCUAAAGUACGCACAUUUGAAUUCUUAGAGUACUUUUCUAUAGUCAGAAAUUGUACGGACAGGCUUGAUUCUACUGAAGCUGUAGAUUACAUUUUAAUAAUUAUCACUUUUGUGACGGAAUGGUAAGAUUGCUUUUAUUCUUCUCAGUAAUGCCAUGAGAAACUUGUUGUGUUUUGACCAUUUUUGUAAUUAAACUAACAUAAUUGGAACAGAGUUAAAAAGGAUGGUAUUAUGGAGGUGUUACGGGUUUUUCCCUAACGGAAGUAACGUGGAAGUCAAAUGACCGUUACUUGUGCCCAAAUUUCUCGAUCAAAUCAAACGGCUGUUUGUGUUUGGUAUUGCGCACUUUCCAACAAUUACUUCACAGAUCCAUGGUGUCCAUGGCAACCUUGCAAAAAAGUACUUUCGGAUUUAUUUCGAUAUCUUAUAUUUCCUACAUCAAUCAGCCCUAUUCUGUAUUCCGACGGAUUUCCGGGCCCUAUUAUAGAAAUCGAGUCGAUGAGAAUUUUACUCGUUAACUCUAUUUUACUAUUAUAGAUAUCGAGCAAAUCGAUAUUCAUCAUCGACCGAGUGAUAGCAAUCGGUGCAACUGUCAGGAUUUUUCGAGUUGCUUGGUUUGCUUGUUGCAUAUCUUCAGAGAAUUAUUUUGCUUUGGUUUGCGUCCCUGAUAUUUUACUUUGGAAAACAUUUCUGAAACGCCUAAUUGCAACAUAUAAAAUUCGAUCUCGGUAAGAGAUUCUCGCGAUUUACAAAAUACGAAAUUUUGUUCGGUGUGAUAGUAAUAGUGAUUGCAUCGACUUCUCGAUUCGAUUUAUAUAAUAGGGCCCUCCAUUCCGUUCGAAACCAUUAUUUCGUUUGAGUUAUAAUUUCGCAUUCCCUAUUUCGAACGAACACUGGGAGCAUAGUGCCUUCGUUAAAAGCUUCCAUCUUGGGCGAUCCGUAGCUCUCGCCUUAACCCGUGUCCAGGUCAAACUUGGGUCCACUCCUCUCAUCUCGUUUGUUAGGCUCCGUCGCCAGGAACCUCUGGGUCUGCCUCUGCUGCGAUGCCGUUGCGGGUUCCAGUCUAGUGAUUAUCUUCAAAUUCCAGUGCCACUUUUCCAUAAUGUUUGGCCGACCUACCGCCAUUUACGCUCCUGGAUCUCUGUUGAAAUCGGCCAGUUGUCCAGUUGUCUGACCACCAGGCCCGGAUUAUAUAACUCAGACAUCGGUUCACGAAGACCUGAAGCUUUCGCGCGUUCUCUGCUAAAACGUCCCCAUUCUCACAUCCGUAAAGCAGUACAGAUUUUACCUUGAAAUUAAAAAUCCGGAUUUUGGUGUAGUGACUGAUCUGAUUCGACCUCCAUGUCUUCCUCAGACUCGCAAAGGCAAUCUUCUUGAUCCGUGCGCAUAUAUCGAUGUUGGUCCCGCCAUCCGACGCAAUCUGGCUACCGAAAUAUUGAAAACUCUCGACCCUCUGCUUGCCCAGCAACUGUGAAUCUGAAAGGCGUGACCGUGUUGAUAUCCAAAGCUUUCGUCUUACUGACGUUAAUUUUCAGGCCAGCCGCGGAAGAGUAUGCGGCCAGGUCGUCAAGUUUACUCUGCAUAUCAGAGCGCCGCGUCGAUGAUAGUGCAAUGUCAUCAGCAAAAGCAAAGUCGUUGAGGUGCUCCAUCCUAAUAGGCUUCCAAAGAAGCCCACGGUUCGGUUCACGAUCGAUAGUGCCUAUAGUAAUCUUGUUGAUGACGAUGAGGAAUAGUAGUGGUGAAAGUAAACUGCCUUGCCUAACACCAGCCGCGACCCGGAUUCGAUCAGACAAGACCCCGUUGUGCAAGACUCUGCUGCUCCCUUGCGUCUCAGGGCGCUCCAUAGGUUAUCGUAGUUGAGGCGAUUGAAAGCUUUUUCAUAGCCGAUGAACACCAGGUAAAGAGACUCCUGGAAUUCAUUGAUUUACUCCAGAAUGAUGCGCAGCGUUGCAAUGUGGUCGUCAAAGAGCCUACCAGCUCUGCUGCCGUUAGAGCGUCGGAUCUAUCUUCCCCUUGACCCGAUUGAGUAUUACCUUGCACAGGACUUUGAGAACUAGGCACAGCAGCAUGAUUUCGCCAGUUGUCGCAUCCAGUCAUAAAUGAAAGCGGCUCACACUGGGGGUGCUGGUGACUGGUUGCUCGCGGGCACUUGCAGCAGCUGCUCGAAGUGUUCGAAGCAAAAACGUUAGAAAAAAAUCAGCCUACGCUUGCUUGUCCCGUAGACAUGAGCACAUUACUUCCUCGUCGAAGGCACGAUACCAACGACGGGCUGUAUCUUUUCUCCUCCUGGUUCACUAUCGCGACUUUGGCGUCCUUUCUAUCCUCUAUCUUCUUCCAUGUGAUCCAUUGUUUCCUCUAGCUUCUUCCAUGAGAUCCAUUAUUUCCUCCGGGUGCGCAGUUCAUCCAGGUUAUUCUCGCUGGUUGCGAUGAAGACGUUUUUGACGGUGGUCCACUGGUCCUCGAAGCUGCCACCAACCGGAACAUCCCCGGCUCGGGUGCCAAAUUCAUCCUCAAUGGACCUUUUCACGUUAGGAUCUUCUAGUCGGCGUGUGUUAUUGUUAUUGUUAUCGUUAAAUCGACAACCGAGCUUUUUCUCCCUUCGUUGAAUUCGCGUUACGCGUAGACGGAUUUCUCCGAUAGCAGAUGGUGGUCGAAAGCGAUGUCGGCACUACCUUUAUUCCGCAAGUCAAGCAGGCUCCGUCUAAACAUUCGACUAAUGCAGACGUAGUCAAUUUGGUUCUCAGUAUAAGGAUCACUUCAGGCCCACGUAAUUUUGUUUGCUGGUCGAUGGGGAAAGGACGUGCCCCCAAUCACCAUGUCGUUGUUACCACAAAACUCUGAAAGCAGUUCGCCGUUUUCACUCAUCUCGCCUUGACCGUGGCGUCCCAUGACGCGCUCAUAGUCCAUGUUAUCGGAACCUUCUUCGCUUCGAAGUCGCCCAUCAGGGUCUUGAUGUCAUCUUUCGGAAUCUCGUCCACGAUGGCAUUUAACUGGCUGUAGUAGUUCUCCUUUUCCUGUGACUCGGCAGCGUUUCGCAUACGUGUUCUGAAUCUAGCUACGAUCACCCUGCUGCUUAUAGGCUCCCGCUUCGAGAGUGCCGCGUGGCCCCGCACGCUGAGCAGGAAGCCAACUCCAUGGUGGUGUGGAACAUUGUCACCGCGUAAGCCAGAGUACAGUAGUACCUGCUCCCAAAGUAGCCUAUGUUCUCCAAAGUUCGGCCAACGGACUUCACUCAGCCCCAGGAUGUCGAGCUUCAGGCGCCUCUCCUCACUUGCCGGUUGGGACAACAUACCCUGCUGCGCCAGGGUCAAAACAUUCCAUGUUCCAAAUCGUGUCCGUUAAAUCAGUCCGUAUUCUUCUAACUUGGGUUUCCGUAAUAGAUUGUUGAUUUUGGAUGCAGUGGGUUAUUAGCCCCAGUGCACCCAUGGCCGAGCGGUUAGCGUCUCACAUUGUCAUGCCGGGUGUUCGGGUUCGAUUCUCGUUCUGGCCGGGGGAUUUUUCGUCAGAAAAAUUUCUUUCGACUUGCACUGUGGUCACGCGUAUUCUAGAGCUUGCCCCUCGGAAUACAUUCAAGGCGUGUUAUUUGGCUUAAGAAAUCUCAACUAAGUAUUAAUAAAUGAUGCUGGUUAAUGCAUACGUUGAGACGGUAAAAGUUCCACAGGGUACGUUAACGCCAUUCAAGAAGAAGAAGGGUUAUUAGCCCAAGGACCCUAUCCUCCGCGACGGGUUUACCAUCUUAGUUUUAGCUUCGGGGAGAAGCAUUUCAUACUCAGCCGCCGGAUGCCAGACAGACGCUGCUUGAGUCGCACCUCCAUGGUGAACAGAAGCUCGGAGUUUUGUUGUAGUUCAUUUAGCGCCACCCAGCUUUUACCGCGAGGACCCUGUAAUACAACGAAAACACAACAAUCAACGUGAUCCAAAAUAUGUUUAGUUCUCUGGUAGGCUUUAAGUUUCGCAUACAAUAGAUAGUUUAGGUUAGGUUUCAAUUAGAAUACUAGGUUAUUAGCACUAGAAUGCGCAAGUCAGUCAAAUAAUAUACAAAAACGCUGCAUAUCGAUUCAAUACAUUGUUUCACUACAGGUUAAAGACUAUAUCGAUAAGUCUUUCCACCUCGAAAUAUAAUCCAGCUGAAUUAUGCGGAAAUGCGUUAUAGAAUUGGUUCUAGUUAUAAAUAUCUUCUAUUUCUAUCGAGCAUGUUUCCACAACGGUUGCGGUCAACAAUUCGAUUAUUCGGUAUCUUGUCCUAAAUGCCUUCCCAAGUUUUUCAUAAAAGUCAGAUGAAUACUGCCCCCUUUGUAAGUCUUCUUAAGUUGUUUUCCCGCUCACUGCGUAUAUAUACUUAGAUUAAUUUUAUACUUCCGUAAAUUUUGUAUAAUUUUAUUUUUCUGUUUACCCCUGAAUCAUUGCAGGGAACCUGUUCAAUUCUGCCUUUUUCGAUACAUAUACGAUGCCUGAUAAUAAAAGAAUGAGAAUAUUACUCCCUCGUCUUCUGACAACUGAUGCGCUUACUAUGCUGUUUUUGCAAGAACUAAUGCGCUACAAGGCAAUCAUAGAUUGCUUGAAUAUGCUCCUCUGGUAACUUAACCCAUUCCCGAUGAAUCACUUAAUUCGAAACGUUGACAUUAUUGUACAUUGUGGUACUGAACUCGGCCUUAGAAAACCCCUAAAUGGAAAUCCGGUUUGGAUUAAGUUCUGGAGAUUGGGCGAGGACAUUCCUAUCAGAUGCGGUGAUAUCACUCCCUUCUAUCGCGUUCAAAGUAUAUUUUUCGCGUGAAAAAGAGUCAAAUUAAUUUCACCUACGCUCCCGCAUGCUUGACAUCAGUGUUCAAAAAACAUAAGCUGCGAUGCACUCGAGUUUAAUUUUUGUCAACCCGCGAUCAUAACGAACACGUUUUCUUUCUUGCAACGAACCAUACCAAACUCAUUGAGCACGAGAGCGGUCUUUGAACACGGCGCAGAACUGAAACACACACAAAUAAAAUUCUAGCGCCCGUUUUGUCCUCGGUCGUUCUAAGCAAAGCAUUAAAACACGGUGUAUGACAGCAAAACAUUUUACCUAUGUUUCGGUGCGUGUUGAUUCGCCAGAACGCAUGUGUAUACAUGGAGUGAAAGUUCAAUUGAGUGACUUGUUGCGCAUCAGCACCGCGUUCUGAAGACUGCUUGUCAUCAAUCCCUUGAAUGUUUACUGCGAUAAACUCGUUGGCGCUAUCAGCAAUACAGGCGAAAUGGAGCCGACACAACAUUGGUAUCACCUCAAUUCAGUCACUUUAUAACCCAAAACAGACUGCAGAAACUGUGUGAAAUGAUUUUAAAUCUUGAUAGCCCCAUUAUAUCAAUGAAAGUAUUGGUACUCCCCCUCCACUUUUUUUAUCGUUCUAUUUUUUCAUUAUCAGUUAGUUUGUAAUAUGUUACCAAAGGACAUUGAUUAGCAUAUUCAAAAAUCCACGAGUACCGAAAUCCCCCGGCCUGAACAAAAAUUGGAUCCAAUGCCACACUGUGUGCUAUCACUAUACCUAUCAAUACAGUCUUUGCCACGGUCCGUAUCGUUAAUUUGAGUAUAUAUUUUCUUUUAUCAUGACAUUUGCGGUGAAUCCCCUCUGAAAAGUCGUAUAAAUCAGACUAUGAAAGAUUAAAAAUUAAUAGCUUUGCUGAAAUUGUAUGGAUAAAAUGAAUAUAAAGUUAUCAAAAAUCCACUGCGUAAAAUUAAGAAUAAGAAAACGCGAUAAUUUUAAAGAAUAAGUAUUUGAAUCACACAAUCAGCAUUGCGGCGCAAAGUAAAUACCUAGUUUUAUUGCGAAAUAGCAGUUAUGAGACAUUAUUAAAAGUGACGACAAAAAAAACUACUAUUACUGUAUGCCACUUGGAGAGAACAAAAGUGCAAAUACUGAAAUUAUGGUAUUGUGCAUAUUCAGAGAAAAUGAUUACAUCAUCUAAGAAAAACGGAGACGACUUGUAAGUGCAACGCUAACGCUGAAAGAUAAUUAAGAGCCACUAACUUUUUAUUGCAUAACAAAUGCAUAGAUGCAAAUACACAUCAUUGAACAGAUUCUCAGAAUUGUAUAUUUUCAAAAUAUGUAUUGCCUUGUCAUUGCUAAUAAUUUAAGGAUUAUCAAAAGAAAAGGUAUAGACGAAAUGAUAAAAUAUAUUAUGAUUAUUUAAUAAAAUAUGAAAGCUUUAAGGUAUUGUUGUUUCAUUCUUUUGGAGUUGAUUGGUAUUGAUGGCUAGUUGCUGUUGUUUUUCAUAUUCUCACGAUUAUUAGAAAUUCGAACAUAACACGAUAUUGUAGUAUUAUUCUUACAUACUUACCUUGAGGAUUUAGACUAACUGCAG